Stylonychia lemnae is the source of this 903-nucleotide messenger RNA. The record is from the annotation of a GenBank genome assembly. NCBI's taxonomy places the organism in Eukaryota, Ciliophora, Spirotrichea, Sporadotrichida, Oxytrichidae.
AUGUUUGGAGGAGGAUUUAACCCAAUGAUGGGAAUGGGUGGUAUGAACCAAGGUUAGCCCUAGCAAGUAAAAGUAUCUGCAUUGGCUUUGAUGAAAAUGCUUAAGCAUUGUAGAUCUGGAGUGCCAUUUGAAGUAAUGGGAGUGAUGCUUGGGGAGAUGGAGGAUGAAUUUACAGUGACAUGUGUGGAUGUCUUUGCCAUGCCCUAGGUUGCCUCAACUGUAUCUGUGGAGUCUGUCGACCCUGUAUUCCAACUGAAUAUGGUAGAAAUGCUAGAGAAAGUUGGCAGAAGAGAAAAACUAGUAGGAUGGUAUCAUUCCCACCCUGGAUUUGGAUGCUGGCUUUCAAUUGUUGACAUCACCACUUAGAAAAGCUUUGAGCAAUAGAAUACUAGAGCAGUAGCAGUGGUUAUAGAUCCAAUAUAAAGCGUGAAAGGCAGAGUGGUGAUGGAUGCUUUCAGGUCAAUAAAUCCAUAUCACAUGAUGAUGAAAGCUGAGCCCAGACAAACAACAUCAAAUGAAGGCUAGAUGAAGAAGCCCUAGCGUGAUGCUAUGAUGCGUGGUCUCAACCGUUUAUUCUACUCCAUGAAUAUAAAGUCAAAGACAAGUGAUGAUAUAGAAACAGACAUGCUUAGUAAUCUAAAUAAACAAGAGUGGAGCGCUUGUCUGAAAAGAGCUUUAGCUUUUGAGGAUGAGGAAUAGGAUAUAAAUCAACAAUUAAAGGAGUUAGAGAGUCUAACAAAGCAGUUUAAGAGUUAGAUAAAUAUGGAUGCCUUAGUGGAGAAGGAAUUAGAUUUCAUAGGUAAGAAGCAGAUAAAGACACAUAUAGUGGAGAAGACUGAGAGUUUGAGUGAGUAGGUUGUUCUAAAUGAACUUAGUUUGAUGUUAAAUUCAGUUGCAUUCUGA